Plasmodium gonderi is the source of this 987-nucleotide messenger RNA. Its product is annotated as tryptophan-rich antigen. The transcript is spliced from 2 exons. Lineage: Eukaryota; Apicomplexa; Aconoidasida; Haemosporida; Plasmodiidae. Bases 1 to 987 code for a protein of 328 amino acids. The record is from RefSeq and is a predicted model, not a curated record.
AUGGCAUCACCUGAAGUAUUAGAGUACUUUCUUGGAACAGAAGAAGUUGUCCCAACUAUAAAGCAGUAUUAUAGUGACAUUUUUUCAAAGAAAAAUGCGAAUUUACUUAUGUCAGCUGCAUCUAGCGCCUUGCUGUAUUUAUCUUCUGGUCCUGUUUUUCCUAAUUGUUUGCCUUCGACGCCAUUGUGUAGCAUACUUGGUGAUGCUCUAAACACAUCGAAUGAAAUUGCAGCCAUUAACACACCAAUGAUGGAAAAAUUGAGAGACAAUAAAUGGAAUGAAUGGAUGAAUCAACUAGAAGAACAAUGGAAAAAUUUUCAUGAUCAGAUUGAAAACGAAAGGAGACAAUGGCUCGAAAAAAAGGAUAAUGAAUGGGAUGAAUGGAAAAAAAAAAUGGAAGUAAAUUACACGAAUUAUUGCAAGGAUAUAGAUAAUGAGUUCGAGUCUAAUUCUUUAAAAGAUUCUGAAAAAUGGGAUAGUACUCAAUGGGAAGACUGGAUUAGAACAGUAGGGAGAAAAAUGAUUGAAGGUGAAUAUGAAAAUUGGGUUCAUAAAAAUGAAAAAUAUUUAGAUAAAUGGAUUGUGACAGAAUGGUUUGGAUGGAAAAAAAACAAAAUAUCAUCAUGGUUGUCAUCCGAAUGGAAAUGUAAGGAAAAUGAAUCUUGGUCACAAUGGGAAGAAACUCCUUUAGCCAAAUUGCUAUUUAUAGAAGAUAGAAAAAAAUGGACAGCAUGGAAGGAAAGAAUUCUUAAAGAAAAGGAUGAAUGGAAUAAAUGGGUCGAUCAAAAAGAAUAUGCAUAUAUAAAUAAUGAGUGGAAUCCAUGGAAAAAAUGGAAAAACAAAAAUCGUCUUUCCUUUAAAAAAUGGAUUGGAUCCUUUAUAGAUGAAUGGAUAAGCAACAAACAGUGGAAUGAGUUGCUACAAGAAAGGAAAAAAUUUGUUAUCGCCAAAAAAUCGUUUCAAUUAAUAUAUAACCUAACAAAUUAA